This is a messenger RNA of Microstroma glucosiphilum, 429 nucleotides long. Its product is annotated as 4A/4B type thioredoxin-like protein. The transcript has 2 exons. Lineage: Eukaryota; Fungi; Basidiomycota; Exobasidiomycetes; Microstromatales; Microstromataceae. Gene Ontology annotation, cellular component: spliceosomal complex; U4/U6 x U5 tri-snRNP complex; U5 snRNP. The record is from RefSeq and is a predicted model, not a curated record. Gene Ontology annotation, biological process: mRNA splicing, via spliceosome. Bases 1 to 429 code for a protein of 142 amino acids.
AUGUCGUACUUCCUCCCCCACCUGCCUUCGGGCUGGCAUGUGGAUCAAGCCAUCCUGGCCGAAGAAGAUCGCGUCGUCGUCAUCCGCUUUGGACACGACUACGAUCCUGUAUGCAUGAAGAUGGAUGAGACCCUCUACGGAAUCGCUGAGAAGCUCAAGAACUUCGCAGUCGUCUACCUCUGCGACAUCACAGAGGUGCCAGACUUCAACAAGAUGUACGAGCUGUACGACCCCUGUGCGGUCAUGUUCUUCUACCGGAACAAGCAUAUCAUGGUCGACCUUGGCACAGGAAACAACAACAAGAUCAAUUGGGCCAUCGAGAACAAGCAAGAGUUGAUUGAUAUUGUCGAGGUAGUAUACAGGGGAGCAUCAAAAGGUCGAGGUCUCGUAGUCAGUCCAAAGGACUACUCAACACGGCUGAAGUAUUAG